Mesorhabditis spiculigera is the source of this 420-nucleotide messenger RNA. The record is from the annotation of a GenBank genome assembly. NCBI's taxonomy places the organism in Eukaryota, Metazoa, Nematoda, Chromadorea, Rhabditida, Rhabditidae.
AUGAUUGCUCGGACUUGCCGAUGCCUACUAGCCAUGGUGCUGGUGACCGCACUCCUGUGCGAACCAACUAAGGCGGUGUAUGAAGUCCAUCAGCCUCUGAAGAUACCAUUUAAGGCGUCCGUACGCCCGGAAACUCGCUACGACGCCGAGCAACUGGGCCGGGACGUAGCCCGUCGCGUCAAUGAGACAGCGAAUCAGCUUGACGUUGAUAAAAAAGGACAAUCGAUCUCUUUAGACCCGGAACUGAUGAUGAAUUUCUGGGCCGGCUACCUCAGCAAUGAUCCGGCGCCCCGGUUCGCGGAGUUGUUGGAAGAAGCACGACGGAUUAAGGGCAUCGAGGAGCAGAUCCGCUUCAAUGCCGAAAACGGGUUCUUCGCCCGGAUCGGGAAUCAGAUCCGGAGACAAUGGAGGAAACUCACU